Messenger RNA from Neoarthrinium moseri, 996 nucleotides. RefSeq lists its product as uncharacterized. Lineage: Eukaryota; Fungi; Ascomycota; Sordariomycetes; Amphisphaeriales; Apiosporaceae. The record is from RefSeq and is a predicted model, not a curated record. Bases 1 to 996 code for a protein of 331 amino acids. The transcript has 2 exons.
AUGAAGCAAACAUCUAAGAAUCGAAAUAAGCUUUUGCAAGACAGGGCCUCUCUGGACCGAAUACGUGACAAUCAAAGGCGCUCCCGGCUGGAAAGAAGACAACAUGUUCAGAGACUACAGCAGAAAGUUGCACAGUACGAGGCUGAAGGUGUCAAAGCAAGUAUUGAGAUGCAACGCGCGGGACGUAUGGCACUAGAAGAAAACAGGAUGUUGCGAUGUAUCCUGAAUGAGCAGGGAAUAAGUGACGGCGAUAUCACAGCAAGACUCAACCUGUUACGGAAAUCUCCGGAUUCGAAUUCCUCUUCCGGAAACGUAGCCCAGGUGCUGGAGAAACUACUGGGGCCUUUAACAGGCACCUUCGAUGCUUCCCCAGAUGAGUUCAACCAGAUAUCUCCGGGCUUCGAGAGCCAGCCACAUGGCCAUGGUAUCUCAUACAACGAUAUGGCCAUGGAGGCUAACAUGGGUGGGUAUCUGCCUACUCCAGCCUGCGACGAUGCGCGAUAUUUCACCCCAUCUGGAGGUUACGAGGUAAUGGGCCACGAAGAAAGCGAACGUACAUACCAGCACCCAGCCCCAGGAUUUACCGGAGUCGGACAGGGGUUCUUCCCGAAUUAUGAUUCUUCUCGACAUCGGCCAAGUACAAUGGUCAGGGGACGCUGGCCUCAACCGACAAAUCUAUGGGAGGCGGGACCUCAGAUAUCGCCCGCUUCAAGCACAGCGAUGGGAUCACCUCCAAUGGUGCAAGACCAGAUAUCCUUGGGCCCUCCGAUGCAUCUAUCCUCACAACAGGAAGCGAACCUUCCAGUUGCAUGGCCUGCGCAUAUGUACAGCGCGGUGAAUGCCAGUUGCGGCUCGAUCACCACCCAAGGAAAUAGUCCUCUUAUUCCGAGCAACAGUUCCGUGUCGGGAUAUUUCGAUAGGCUGAAGAUAGAGGACGGGUGUCAUGUGGAGGAUUACCCCUAUAGUGAAAGCAAGAAGAAGUUUCACUCCAGAUGA